AUGGAAAUGCUAAAAUUUGGUCCAUUAGUAUGUAACAAAUCAGAAAGCACAGUCGGGUUAAUAACUCCACAAUGGUUCUUCUCGAAGGACGAUCUUCUACGAUCGCCGAGUAUACAAGGAGGGAUUUCGUACGAAAAGGAGCAACAUUUACUACGACAGGCAGCAGCUUUCGUCCGGGUUCUGGCAGAAAGAAUGAACGACAUUCCAAACGCCACCAAAUUGUAGGUACUUGUUCAUUAAUUGUCAUCAAUUUGCUGCCAUUGGUUUAAAAUCAUCAUUUCAGAACCUCAUUGCCCAUAUCAGUCGCAAUAAUUCAAACACGGAGAUUCUUUUUGAUAAAUCGCCUCACAGAGUUUGACCCCAGGGUAAUUUUUGAUUAUUUUUUGUCUUUCUUUCUUAGGUGAUACAAAUUUCUUACAGAAAUAUAGGACUGCGUUUUAGGAUGUAGUCACGGCAGCAGCCUUCCUGGCCUCAAAGUCCGAAGAAUGCCCACGCAGGUUACAAGACUUUGUCCUUUGCUAUUACCGGCUCAAAGUGGAGAUUGACUGCCCAAAAGAAGACUGGGAUCGAAAUUCGCGGAUCGACAAGAAGUGCUACGAGCAAAUCGCCGCAUACAUUGUAUGGAUUGAAAACUUGAUUCUGCAGACCAUCGGUUUCGACCUGAAAGUGGACGUACCUCAUCCUUUUGUCCUCACAAUGUGCAAGAAAUUCUUCCCUAACGAGAAAGCACCUGCGGAAAUAGGCUACUGGCUAGCAACUGAUAGCCUGCAUAUGACUGAUUGGUCAGUGCGAUAUAAGCCAGAGACGGUAGCUUGCAUCGUCCUGUUUCUGAUGAUGCUAUGGAAGGAUGUGGAUAUCCCGAAUGUUGAAGUGGACAUCAAUGGGCAUAGACAAAGGGUACCUUUCUUCGAAGCGCGUUGUGAGCUCAGCUAUGACGACAUGUUAAGUAAGUUGCGGUCACCGAAGCUUCUCCGUUUUUUAAGAGUAUUAAACCAAUAUUAUUCAUUUUUCAGAUAUUCUUCACGAAUACACCGAAAUAUGGAAGGACAACCAAGCGAACCGCUUGCUAGCAGUUGAAAAAUUCCGUGACACAGAAAUCCGUUCGAGAAAAUUUGAGUCGCCGUCCUCACAAAGUGAUAGGGAGCCGGGUGAAAUAUGA
This is a messenger RNA of Bursaphelenchus xylophilus (pine wood nematode), 1159 nucleotides long. The record is from the annotation of a GenBank genome assembly. NCBI's taxonomy places the organism in Eukaryota, Metazoa, Nematoda, Chromadorea, Rhabditida, Aphelenchoididae.